This is a messenger RNA of Corylus avellana, 1839 nucleotides long. The record is from RefSeq and is a predicted model, not a curated record. Lineage: Eukaryota; Viridiplantae; Streptophyta; Magnoliopsida; Fagales; Betulaceae.
AUGCAGGACGAUGGAAACCUUGCGGCCUACCCUGUAGACAUCUCGCGUCUACCAUAUGACAUUUUCUGGUCUUCUGGAACAAACAACAGCGGUACCGAUGUAAUGCUGACUCUUAAUCGUUCAGGCGUUCUUUUCCUACACGGAGGUCAUUUGGGCGUACGCAUUUUGGCAAGUAGCCACUAUCCUGACAAGAAAAAUGGAACUAUUAUCCACCGUGCAACACUUGAUGCGGAUGGGAUCUUUAGAUUGUAUUCACACCACUUUGAGAGCGAUAAUAGCUCAAGUAUGUUGGUGGAAUGGUCGUCGUUGGCUAACCACUGUGAAGUCGGCGGCUUCUGUGGAUGGAGUAGUUACUGCUCAGGAGUGGGCAACAAAGCACAAUGCAACUGUUUUCCUGGAUUUGAUUUCGUCAACCCCAGCAAUAAGUUCCUCGGCUGCUACAGGAACUUCAAUGACAAUGGUUGCAGACGUCGUGAACAUCCAGCGAUGCUGUACCGCAUCGUUUCUUUGGAAAACAUAUUGUGGGGUGAUUAUCCUUACUCAUCGGAACAAAUGAAGAAGGAAGAUUGCGGCAUAUCUUGCUUGGAAGAUUGUAAUUGCGGAGCCGUAUUAUAUAAGAGUGGUGGUUGCUACAAAUAUAAACUUCCACUUAGAUAUAGUAGAGCAAGUAAAAACAUAUCAGCUAUGGCUUUCUUCAAGGUGAUUAAGGAAAAUAUCAAAGCCCCUCCAAUCCCCUUACCUCCAGAAAUCUUUGGUCCAAAGAUCGAAAGGAAAAGAGGUCUGAUUUUGAUUCUUGCCAUAACCUUGGGUUCUAUUUCAUGCCUUUGUUUCAUGUUUGCCAUCUAUACUCUGUUUAGAUACAGACAUCAAGUUUACAGGUAUAGAAGUCUGUCAGAAAAUACAAAUUUGGGAUUGAUUGAAGAGUUUACUUUGCGAUCAUUUUCUUAUAAUGAGCUUGAGCAAGCAACAGAUGGCUUCAAGGAAGAGUUAGGUAAGGGCACUUUUGGAGUUGUUUACAAAGGAACUAUACCUGGAGGUAACAAAACUAUUGCUGUUAAAAGACUAGAGAAAUUCGUGGAAGAAGGGCAAAGGGCAUUUCGAGCUGAAAUUACAGCAAUUGCAAGAACUCAUCACAGAAACUUGGUUCGAUUGCUUGGAUUUUGUAUGGAGGGCUCUAGAAAGCUUCUUGUUUAUGAAUACAUGAGCAAUGGCUCACUUGCAGAUCUACUCUUCAAGGCUAAGAUGCGCCCCAUUUGGAAAGAAAGAGUAAGAAUUGCACGGGAUGUGGCCAGAGGGAUUCUCUAUCUACACGAUGAGUGUGAAGUCCAUGUCAUCCACUCCAACAUAAAGCCCCAAAACAUACUUAUGGAUGAUACAUGGACUGCAAAGAUCUCUGAUUUUGGGUUGGCAAAGCUAUUACUGCCAAAUCAAUCAAAAACAGCUGUGGAGGCCGAGCGGACAGCUGGGUACAUCUACUUGGCACCUGAGUGGAAAAUGAACGCCUUGAUAUCAGUAAAAGCAGACAUAUACAGUUUUGGUAUUGUGCUUUUGGAGAUUGUAUGUUGCAGAAGCAGUAUAACGGUAAAUGUUACAACGACAGAUGAGAUAAUUCUUUCUAGUUGGGUUUAUGACUGCUUUAUGGCUGGAGAAUUGGAGAAGCUUGUUGAAGAUGAAAACAUGGACUUCAUGACUUUGGAAAGAAUGGUAAAAGUAGGGUUAUGGUGCAUCCAAGAAGAUCCAGCUUUGCGUCCUUUAAUGAAAAAUGUAAUCUUGAUGUUGGAAGGGACAAUGGAUGUUCCCGUCCCUCCAUCUCCAGUUGGUUCCCUUGUUGUUUCAUAA